Messenger RNA from Cynara cardunculus var. scolymus (artichoke), 911 nucleotides. Its product is annotated as desiccation-related protein PCC13-62-like. The transcript has 3 exons. The coding region runs from base 3 to 911 and encodes 302 amino acids. Lineage: Eukaryota; Viridiplantae; Streptophyta; Magnoliopsida; Asterales; Asteraceae. The record is from RefSeq and is a predicted model, not a curated record.
CAAUGGCAAUGGCAAUGGCAACCACCUUUUAUGUUCUCUGUUUCUUCCUAUCCGUGGCUCCCGUGCCAUUGCCUAAAUCAGACCAAAAUCUUUUGGAGUUCCCUUUGAAUUUAGAAUAUAUGGAAGCUGAGUUCUUUCUAUAUGGAUCCAUGGGUUUCGGUUUGGAUCACAUCCAACCCAAUCUUACUGGUGGCGGACCACCACCCAUCGGUGCACGCAAGGCAAAUCUUACUCCUUUAAUCACAGAUAUAAUCACCCAAUUCGGCUAUCAAGAAGUUGGUCACAUCAGGGCAAUAAAAAGCAGAAUAGGUGGUGGAUUUCGAAGACCACUCUUGAAUUUAAGCGCAGAAUCAUUUGGCGCAGUAAUAAACCAGGCAUUCGGCAAGCCCUUAUAUCCACUUUUCGAUCCCUAUGCCAACGAUAUCAAUUAUUUGCUUUCCUCCUACAUCAUCCCUUAUGUCGGUCUCACAGGUUAUGUUGGUGCAAAUCCAUACCUCCAAACUCCCACCGCAAAAAAGCUUGUAGCCGGUCUUUUGGGAGUUGAAUCAGGCCAGGAUGCAAUUCUUAGAAAUCUUCUUUACGAACGAGCAACACUAUGUGUAGUCCCAUAUGGUAUCACAGUAUUUGAUUUCACUAACAAAAUAUCAGAACUACGAAACAAGUUAGGUCGUGCAGGCCUAAAAGACGAAGGUCUUGUUGUCUCACCUUACCUAGGUGCUGAAGGGAAGGUAAAGGGAAAUGUUUUAUCUGCAGAUACAAACUCACUGUCGUAUGGUCGAACACCAAAAGAAAUACUUCGUAUCGUGUAUGGAAGUGGAAAAGAACAAGUUCCUGGAGGAUUUUACCCUCAUGGUGCUAAUGGGACUAUCGCUAGAAAAUAUUUAAAGGCCAAAAUAAAUUUAAAAGAAUGA